GGGGGAGCACGCGCGGUCAUUAGUGACGACAUCUGAGUAGGGAUUAUUAUAUAUAUACGACCCUUUACCUCAACACGUAGCGAACUGCUUCCAAACUGCUGUAUUUGCAAGCUCAGUUUUGGAAUAUUUUACGCCCCAACUCCUAGAAAGACGAUGGAUAUUGAACUACAGGAGCGAGCCGGUGGAAGGAGACUCAAACGGAGACCAGAGGAUAGUUCAGAAUUCUUGCUUGGGUUCCCUCACAGACGAGCUCUGAUUGCACUGGCUCUCUUUUUCCCCACCGGAAUCUUUGCUCUCUUCUACUCCAUAAAGGAGAGUCAGCAUAUCUCAGAAGGAAGCGUGGAAGAAGCUCAGAAGGCAGCUGAGAGGGCAGAGAAAUUCAUAAUCAUCAGCAACAGAACUGGAGUGGCGGUGCUCUUCACUCUGGCUCUAUCUCUAAUUGCAGCUGUCGUGUUUCUUAUCUGCAAUUCCAUAGGCGAAGCACAUGUUGGAGACCGUUUCUAAAUGUUUCUCUCCCAAAAAUAAUUAUACCUAAUCGACUAUAUUAUAAUGAUCAUUCAGCUACGUAAAGUUUUGAUAGGACGUAGAAUAACGUACUCCCACACAUGCUGAGUGGACAAAAGGGGUCUUUCCGAUCUGUGCUAAACGUGAGUGUAUAGUAUAGCUAUUUUUUCAGAGAGCAGUAGCAACGAGACCAGCUACCAAACAGUAGACAACUUGUAGUUGAGCGGAUCGCCGAAGUGUCGUGUACGCAUGCGCAAUGUCGACAGAGAGUCUCGACACGGCCGGUGGUCUCCACGUGCCCCUGUUGAGCGUGGUCACCAAGCCAUCCAAAGCCGAGGAGAGGUGUAGAAGACGCCGGUUGGCCGGGAGAGAGCGACACUUUCUGGAGAGAGUCACUGCUUGCUACUCUCUGCUUCUUUCCACUUGGUCUCAUUGCCCUGUGUGCCUCUCUGGAGGUCACCCAUUGGAACAAUGAGGGAAACUUUGGCAGAGCCAAGAGCGCAUCUCGCCGUGCCGAGUCCCUAGUCAAGUUGACAUACGGGUUCUCGACUGUGUUCUAUGUCAUUCUGGGGCUGUUGUUCCUUGCUCUCAUCGUGGGCGGGAUUGUAGUUGGAAUUGACUGGGAACACACAAAAACUCACUAAUCACUACUCAACCACACAGUUACAUAGCUAUGUACCAACUGUGACAACUUGCUCACAGUUUCUCCCCCAUUCAUGAUGUUCCAUUGAAAAUGAUGAUCAGUCCAGGGCUGUAUUAUAGUAGUAAGGUGUUUCGCAUGUGCUGUUCAGAGCAAUGUA
Geodia barretti is the source of this 1304-nucleotide messenger RNA. The record is from the annotation of a GenBank genome assembly. Lineage: Eukaryota; Metazoa; Porifera; Demospongiae; Tetractinellida; Geodiidae.